CGCUGAUGCUGUUGUGGAUUGCCCUUGAGGGCUGGGGCGAAGAGACUUAUCCAAAUUCUUGGUUCAAGGCUCUUGGCCUUGCGCAGCUGAAGCAAGGAAAGGUUGUGACGCUGCUUUAUCUUAAGAUUUCCAUCUCUGAUUUCUUGACGCUCUUUUCUUCUCGUACUGGCGGACGCUGGUUCUUCACGAUGGCACCGGGACUUGUGUUGCUUAUUGGUGCGAUUAUCUCGCUUUUUGUGUCGUCGAUGGUUGCCUCCUUUUGGCAUACGUCUCGUCCGGAUGGUUUGCUAACGGAGGGUCUUGCGUGGGGAGACACGAACAGCGAGAGGCUGUUGCCGCUGUGGGUGUGGAUCUACUGCAUUGUAUGGUGGCUUAUUCAGGACGCUGUGAAGGUGGGGGCGCACAUGCUCAUGGAGUGGAUGGACCUGUUUGGCUGCGUCUCGAAGGCAUAUGGCGGGAAAGUUGUUGAACAGUAUAUGGAGAAUAAGAUCACUGAGCCUGCCAAUUAA
Molecule: messenger RNA, 509 nt
Organism: Trypanosoma cruzi
Lineage: Eukaryota; Euglenozoa; Kinetoplastea; Trypanosomatida; Trypanosomatidae
Product: proton motive ATPase 1, putative
Exons: 1
Source: RefSeq, a predicted model, not a curated record